ACAAAAAAGGAAGAAGUUAAAGAAACCGGCUGAUGUGACGUAUUAUGCAGUGCUACUGGAGAUAUUAUUAGGAUAUUUAACCAAUCUGGCAAUUAUUCUUUAUUUCCCACUGGCUCUUGGUUUCUCAGAUGUCUAGCGAUGGCUGUGGAAAAAUUUGUGUCCAAGAACCUCGAGCUUUUACAGGAGGAGCGGGAGGCUGAAAUAGAGGAAACCAGGAUAUGGCAGGAGAACAUUUCCCUGAAAGAUCUUCAAAACAAAGGAGUUUGCCUGCUAAAACUACAGAUUGGGAGUCAGUCCACAGGCCUGUAUGGUCGCACAGUUGUCAUCCUCGAGCCAAGAAAGCAUCUUGGUUUCUCAUAUCUUCCAAGCAACAGCUUUGGGCCAGGUGAUAUAGUUGGCUUGUAUGACAUCUCUGGAUGCACUGCAGCCUCACAGAUCUGCACAGGGAUUGUAACAAGAGUCAGCCAGACAUCCAUAAGUGUGGCCUUUGAUGAUUUAAAGGAUGGUGUCAGCUUUGAUUCAGAUGCACUUUACAAUCUCUUAAAACUAGCCAAUGAUGUCACCUACAAAAGAAUGAAACGUGCCUUAAAUGCAUUAAAUGGAUACAGCAAUGGACCAGCUGCCAAUAUGAUUGCUGUUCUCUUUGGAGACACACAACCAUCUUCUCAGUCACAGCUAAAUGAAGUUAAGUUUUUCAACUCAAACUUGGAUGACUCCCAAAGAGAGGCUGUGUCCUUUGCUCUGUCACAAAGAGAACUGGCUGUGAUUCAUGGACCCCCAGGCACUGGGAAAACUACCACUGUGGUGGAAAUCAUCCUACAAGCAGUCAAACAAGGCCAAAAGGUCCUCUGCUGUGCUCCCUCAAAUGUUGCUGUGGAUAAUUUAGUGGAAAGGUUAGCCCGGUGCAAGGCCAAAGUCCUGCGACUGGGUCACCCUGCCAGACUGCUGGAGGCCAUCCAGAAACACUCUCUGGAUGCCAUGCUCGCUCAGAGCGACAAUGCAAACAUAAUUGCUGACAUCCGUAGAGAUAUCGACAAAGCAUUUAUGGGGAUGAAGAAGGUGCCAGAAAAAGGAGAGCGGGUGAACUUUAGACGAGAAAUUGGGGAACUGAGAAAAGAGCUGAAAAACAGGGAAGCAACAGCCAUCACUCAGAUCCUGAAGAGUGCUGAUGUUGUGUUGUCAACCAACACUGGUGCUUGUGAUGAUGGGCCUCUGAAGUUCCUGCCAGCAGAGCAUUUUGAUUGGGUGGUGAUUGAUGAGUGCGCUCAGGCCCUGGAGAGCAGCUGCUGGAUCGCCCUGCUCAGAGCGCGCAAGUGCAUUCUGGCUGGAGAUUACAAGCAGUUACCACCUACUAUAAAAUCGCAAACGGCUGCAUCAAAAGGCUUGUCUUUGAGUCUUAUGGAAAGACUUAUCCAGAUGUAUGGAGACUCAGUGGUCCGUAUGCUCACUGUCCAGUACCGCAUGAACAGUGCCAUCAUGGAGUGGGCCUCCAAAGAGAUGUACCAUGGAAAACUAACCGCUCACAGCUCAGUGGAGAGACAUUUACUAAAGGAUUUAGCAGGCAUUGCCUGUGUUGAAGAGACCAGUACUCCACUCCUUCUGAUUGACACAGCAGGGUGUGGUCUGAGUGAGAUGGAGGUCACGGAUGAGCAGUCCAAAGGCAACCAAGGUGAGGUAGACCUUGUUGAACUGCACAUAAAAGCCUUGACUGAAGCUGGGGUCAAAGCGAAAGACAUCGCUGUUAUUGCUCCGUAUAAUUUACAAGUUGAUCUUCUACGUCAGAAACUUUUAGCUCAGCACCCAGAGCUGGAGAUAAAGUCUGUGGAUGGAUUUCAGGGAAGAGAGAAGGAAGCGGUUGUGUUGUCAUUAGUUCGCUCUAAUAGAAAAGGUGAAGUUGGAUUUCUGGCAGAGGACAGACGGAUAAAUGUUGCUGUUACUCGUGCAAGACGCCACAUCGCUGUGGUGUGCGACACUCAAACUGUUCAGAAUCAUCCUUUCUUGAAAUCUCUGAUCAGUCACAUGACUGAAUUUGGUGAAGUCAGGACUGCGUUCGAAUACCUUCAAGAUAUUGUGCCGCAGAACUACACUCGUGAUCACAAAGACACAAAAACCGCAUCUUCCAGCACCUCCACAUCUACCAAACAGAAGGCCGGAGAUCAGCCCUCCUCCAAGGCAAAACAAGGACAGAAGAAACCCGCUGGAGACAGCAGUAAGAAGAAUACUGCAGGUUCACAAAAACAUACAAAGUGCCACACAUUAGUGCCGACAGAGCAGGAGCAGAGCAAGAGCAGAUACGCUGAGAUCAGAGAGCAGGUGGAGAAAUUUAUGAAGGACUCAAGUCAGAGUGAUUUACAAUUCCCAUCAAUGUUUAACUCGCAUGACCGGCUGCUAGUCCACCAGAUCGCUGAGGAGCUGGGCCUUAUUCACGAGAGCAAAGGAGAGGGCAGCAAUAGAUGUAUCACUGUCUCCAGACCUGUUAAGUCCACACCAGCUGAGGAGCUAACACAAGAAGAAACAACCCAGGAAGCAGAAACAGAGCCGCCAUGUCAACCUCCAUUAGACCUGAAAAGUUUACAUUUGGAGAGAAUGACAAGAGAGCAGCAGAAGAGGGAGGCAAUCGCUCAACAAAAAAAGCUACAGAACAUUCCUCCAGCUCAGGGACAGCCUACAAAGAAAGCCAAAGGGAAAAACAAAACGAAAGCAGGUGCCUGCGACAUUGCUGCUGCCGCUGCUCCAGAUGAUGACUUUGACACCAUCAUCAGUGCCGUCAUGAAGGCUGACAGUGUUUGUAGUUUUGUUAAGUGUAAAGCAUCUGUUUUAACACUUGGACAGCUUUGCUUGUUCUGCAACAGGCAGUUCUGUCUCAGUCAUCAUAUACCAGAGGUUCAUGGCUGUGGAGACAAGGCCAAGUCUCAUGCCCGGAUGAGAAUAAGCAAGGAGGGUGUUCUUUAUGCUGGGAGUGGCAAUAAAGACAAAUCCAUGGAUCCUAAUAAGAAAGCUCAUCUGCAAAGAAAGCUGGACUCAAAACUCAAAGAUAUGGCAUCACAAAGGAAACCAAAGGCCAAGGAUAAAGAUGGUUAAUCAGCUCUGCAAUUCAACAAAUGUGAAGAUUUUGUUCUGAAAAACAUUAUCAAAUGUUUGAGUAAAAAUUCUCUUGUGACCUCCA
This is a messenger RNA of Melanotaenia boesemani (Boeseman's rainbowfish), 3166 nucleotides long. RefSeq names its product immunoglobulin mu DNA binding protein 2 (gene ighmbp2). The record is from RefSeq and is a predicted model, not a curated record. Lineage: Eukaryota; Metazoa; Chordata; Actinopteri; Atheriniformes; Melanotaeniidae. Bases 139 to 3081 code for a protein of 980 amino acids. The transcript is spliced from 16 exons. Gene Ontology annotation, molecular function: 5'-3' DNA helicase activity; DNA binding; zinc ion binding.